GCAGCAUAUGAUGUCAUGGCUUGUGCUGGUCUGUGCUCUCUCUCUCUCCCCACCCUCUGUUCUUCAUCUCCCUCCCCUCUCUCUCCACCUCUCUCAUCUUUGUGAAGGUGGUGUGAGUGGCAGGGCUAGGAGGAGGACACACAGCAUUAGCACGGGCAUCCCCAGCAUCAUCACUCAGCAUCCCUUCACCUAAAAGGACAGAAUGGCAGAGGGCUCAGUAUCAGAAGCAGAGAUAGAGACGGCCUUCAAGAAGUUUGCCAUUCAUGGGGACACCAAGGCUACUGGGAAGGAGAUGAACGGCAAGAACUUUGCCAAACUCUGCAAGGACUGCCGGGUUAUCGACGGCAAGAACGUCACCGCCACCGACGUGGACAUCAUCUUCACUAAAGUCAAGGCGAAGACAGCUCGUGUGAUCACCUUUGAGCAAUUCAGCCAGGCCCUGUCAGAGUUGGCCCCGAAACGUUUCAAAGGGAAGGGCCAGGAGGAGACGCUGCAGCAGCUCUAUGGCCUCAUAGCAGGGAAGGAGCCCUCCAACGCGGGCGUCACCAAAGUGGCCAAGGCAGCGGCGGUGGACAGACUGACAGACACCACCAAAUUCACGGGGGCACACAAGGAGCGUUUUGACGAGACUGGCAAAGGGAAGGGCAAGGCUGGGCGAGAGGAGAUCCCAGAUGCCAGUGGCUAUGUGGGGGCCUACAAGGGCAAGGGCACCUAUGAGGAUAAGGUCAAGGAAGCAUAGGCAGGAUAGAGGAAACAGAGAGAGAGCUACUCAGACCCUACCAUUUACCCCAAAGACCCCCUAAAUACUGGACUUUCAAUUAGAACUGAGAACUGAACAGGUACAGGAGGAUGGACUGUUCAGUCACUGGAUGCCAUAGUAUCAGGGGAGGCCGCCAUUGUCAAUAAUAAUUUAUUCUUAACAGACUUGCCUAGUUAAAUAAAGGUUACAUUUAAAAAUGAUAAAUAUAUCCUCAGAGUUACAGGGUGGUGUUGGGGUGGUAGGAUGGAGAGGGCAGGUGUAACGCUUCCAGUGCAGAGUAAAUCUGAAUAUGAAACAUUACCUGUAUUAGUUGAUAAAGAAUAAUGAUUUCGUAGGGAGAAAAUUUACUUAAAUAAUCUAUAUACUCCCCCUUCGUAAAUGCUCCAGCCCAACCCCUGACCCCAUCCCUCCCAGCUUUACUAAACACCUCAGUCAGCACACUUAUUACUACAGGAAGUAACUCAGCUCCCUACUACUACAGGAAGUAACUCAGCUCCCUACUACUACAGGAAGUAACUCAGCUCCCUACUACUACAGGAAGUAACUCAGCUCCCUACUACUAUACACAUUGUGCCUUAUCAUUGAGGUUGCUUCUAACACUAAUGCCCUGGUAUUAUGCACUUCCUUCACCCACAUCCUUCUCAACUGAUGUUCAUAGCUUCAUCGGCUCUGCUAUAAUAACUGUAUAUUGGAAAUGGAAAUGAAUGAAUUAAUAAAUGCAUUAUUAGAUGAAGUAAUAGAUGAAUGAAUGGUGAAUACAUUCAAAUAUAUAUCAACUGUAUCUGGACAUUAUAGUCCUUUGCUUGUGCUGUAGAUUGGACACAUGGAAUAAGAGACAGAUGAGUCCUCUCCUCCUCUGAGAAGAUGAGAACACACUGUCUGUUGGAGGACUGGGAGCCUCCUGACUGCACUGCAUUGUUGUUCUGUCCUUCCUGAUCACUGUCCAGUCUAGCUGUGUCUCCCUCUGUCCUGAAGAGCUGGAAAAUACUGUGUAAACGCUCAAAUAAAUCACUGAGCAGCAAAUCAGA
This is a messenger RNA of Oncorhynchus kisutch (coho salmon), 1788 nucleotides long. Its product is annotated as tubulin polymerization-promoting protein family member 3-like. Gene Ontology annotation, molecular function: tubulin binding. The transcript is spliced from 4 exons. NCBI's taxonomy places the organism in Eukaryota, Metazoa, Chordata, Actinopteri, Salmoniformes, Salmonidae. The record is from RefSeq and is a predicted model, not a curated record. The coding region runs from base 203 to 739 and encodes 178 amino acids. Gene Ontology annotation, biological process: microtubule bundle formation; microtubule polymerization; positive regulation of protein polymerization. Gene Ontology annotation, cellular component: microtubule.